Oppiella nova is the source of this 459-nucleotide messenger RNA. Lineage: Eukaryota; Metazoa; Arthropoda; Arachnida; Sarcoptiformes; Oppiidae. The record is from the annotation of a GenBank genome assembly.
AUGCCAGGAAGACCGAGUAAACGCGAAACCUAUGACAACACCGUAACUUCAUUAGUAAAGCGAUACGAGAGGUUCACGAGACUCACGAAUGUAAUGGUUUCCCGGGAUUUGGAUGAAUACGUGUCGGACGUACAGAGGUUGGCCUCCGAUCAGUCGGUGGACAUCCGAGUGGUCGGGCAUGUGAUCACACACUCCACCACUUUUCUCAUCCAAAUUCACGGAACCUUUAUGAUUGUCGCCUGGCUAGAAUGUGUGAGCGUAGCUAUAUUCAUGGCCCGGUAUUUCAAGCACCUGUGGCUCGAGGAAACACUAUUUGGAGUUCAGAUAUGGUUUGCGGGUCCGCACCAGUUGUUUGGUUUGGCAGCCAUUAUAAUAUCGGUGGUGAACCCGAUUGGGGCCGCAAUGAGACCCAAACCCUUGUCGUCCAAGCGAUGGAUAUUUAAUUGGUUUCANCAAUGA